GUUCCUUCGUCAUGCUGGGAGUCAUUUUGGCGAUUGGCUCUUCUUUCACUUCGUACAACCGCACCAAGGGCAGUUUGCUGCAUAGUGUCCUGGGACUUGUGGCGACAUUGGCAUCUGCACUGUCCUUCUUGGCUUGUGCUCUGUCGAGUCCUGGCAUCCUCAAGCCAUCUCCUGGUAGUGCAGGAGGUUCAGGGCAUCCAGAGCAGUUUUUCGCAUCCAACGGCAAGAGGCAUUGCAAUGCUUGCGACCUGAAGCAACCAGCUGGUGUUCUGCAUUGCGACUAUUGCCAUGUUUGCAUCAUUGGCUGGGAUCAUCAUUGUCCCUGGAUGAACAAAUGUAUCGGUGAGGGCAAUUUGUUCUUCUUCAACUCUUUCCUUGGAGUCAGUCUGAGCUCUUUGGGCUACAUCGUCUUGGCCACGAUGUUGGGAUCCUAAAUCUUGGCACGACCUCCAAGCUCCAUGAAAUCCUGCACCUGAACGCCUACGCAGUUGUAUGUUUGAGUCGGCAAAGACCAUCACCAGUGGGGCCCAGGAUGAAUGGCCCUUUAUCAAUGGCUGCCACUGUCAAUGGCCCAUUGCGGUAUAUCGUGGUGGUACCUCCGCUGCAACCGCCGCCAAAGCUGCGGCAGCAGCUAGUGCACAGUUCUGACCUCAUGGCCGAGUUCUGCUGCUGUUGUGGAGG
Molecule: messenger RNA, 681 nt
Organism: Cladocopium goreaui
Lineage: Eukaryota; Dinophyceae; Suessiales; Symbiodiniaceae
Source: the annotation of a GenBank genome assembly